AAAAAAAAAAAGAAAAACUCAGAUAUUAUUUUAAAAAGAUAUUUGGUCGACACUAUUUAUUGACCAUAGAACCAUUUCAACUUCUUCCUCUUCUCUUCCCUUUCUGCUCUUAAAUCCCUAAUUCCGAAGAACCUAAGCUCGACCUAAAGGUUUUGGAGAUGGCAUCGAAACGGAUUUUGAAGGAAUUGAAGGAUCUUCAGAAGGAUCCUCCUACUUCCUGCAGCGCAGGACCCGCUGCUGAAGACAUGUUUCAUUGGCAAGCUACGAUAAUGGGUCCAUCCGACAGCCCUUACUCUGGUGGUGUGUUUCUUGUAACCAUUCAUUUCCCUCCAGAUUACCCCUUUAAACCUCCUAAGGUAGCUUUUAGGACGAAGGUGUUCCAUCCAAACAUCAACAGCAAUGGGAGCAUCUGUCUCGACAUCUUGAAGGAGCAGUGGAGUCCUGCACUCACUAUCUCCAAGGUGCUGCUAUCGAUCUGUUCGUUGUUAACUGAUCCAAACCCGGAUGAUCCCUUGGUUCCGGAGAUAGCUCACAUGUACAAGACAGACAAGAACAAGUACGAGUCCACUGCAAGGACCUGGACCCAAAAGUACGCCAUGGGCUGAAACUUUGUUAUUUUUACUGUCCGAAAGGAUGAAUAAUUAAACUCUUUCUUAUUUAUGUGUAAUGAACUCGUCUGUCUUAUAAAAAUUUGUAAAGACAGAAUCAGUAAGAAAUCAUAUGAUCUCCAUUUUCAUCACA
Molecule: messenger RNA, 741 nt
Organism: Brassica rapa (field mustard)
Lineage: Eukaryota; Viridiplantae; Streptophyta; Magnoliopsida; Brassicales; Brassicaceae
Product: SUMO-conjugating enzyme UBC9
Source: RefSeq, a predicted model, not a curated record